CUCUCUUAAAAGAAAACAAAAGAAUAGAAAAGAAGAAACAGGCUUUUAUAGGCCUCCUACUCAGACGAGUCCACCACCUAUUCGUUGAAAAUUCCCAAAUUCCGAUUCCUCCUCCAUUUUUUUCUCUCUUUCUUCGGCAGUUUUUACAGGUGCUAUUUCGUAUAUGAUAAACUUUUGGGAGUGAAGACUCUUUGAUGUUUAUUUGCAGAAGCUUUUGUGUUGCUCUGUCUUACUUGAUUGAGAGGACAUGCUGCAUGAUCAAGUGACAAAAGUUUUAGUUGCGCAUCAGAGAUAAGUAAAAGAAAAUGGGAGGUUGUUGCUGUUGUUCCUCUAAAGAAACUGAACUCACUAGUGCACCUACAUACUAUUAUUAUCCAAGGACAUCAGAAGAGCAUUUGCCUCUGUCAUCACAUCGUAACCCGACUUCUACACUCUCUACUGGUCUCUUAGUGGAUACUAAUUUGGAUACAUCCAGCCCUGACACUUACAGACCACCUCCUGCACCAGUUCCAUAUGAUGUGCCUCUUGGACGCCCUCAUUCCCCGCCAGGUGCUCAAGAAAUUUGUGGUGAUAAGAAUGGUGCAGUGGCACAGACAGCAAAUUCAGAUUCUGUCCAAGAAGCAUCUGGUGGAAAUGCACAGGAUCCUUCAAACAAGUGUGAAGACUUGAAGGAUUCAGACUGCAAGGCGCAAAGUGUUUUUGACGAUACAGCAAAGGACUUAGAAGUUGAACUUUCUAAGUCAGUGGAAUCUGUUGUUUUAACGGCUGAAGAAGAGGAUGGUUGUCCAAUCUGUUUGGAGGAGUAUGACAAAGAGAAUCCAAAACUUAACACAAAAUGCGAGCAUCAUUUUCACCUCGCAUGCAUCCUGGAAUGGAUGGAAAGAAGUGAGCACUGUCCUGUGUGUGAUCAGGAAAUGGUGUUCGAUCCUCCUAUUGAUUCCUAGCAGUGAACAACAUAUAAGUCAGUUUCAUUUUCCCCAAGUUCUUUCAGUUUCUUUAUAUGUAUGCAAAUAGAAGUGUCAGCCACAUACGUGGUUCUUGAUUGGUUUUGUUGGUCAGCUCACUGUGCAUUCAUUUCUUUUGAACUUUGAAACAGAAAAAAAAUGACAAGGCAACAAAAGAAGGUAGGGUAUUUUUUUAAGGGGGGGUCUCUGUUUUUGUUUUGCGGAGGGUAGGAGGAAUUGUGAAAUUUUGAGAAAGGCAUGAGGCCAUUCUUGGGUUUCAUUUUCUAUUAGGUCAUAGUUAUCGUCCAAAGGGGAGGUUUAGUCGUUCAAACAAAUAGGAGGUGAAAACUGAAAACCAUAUCUUCUUUUUUUUUCUUUCAUUAUAUUUGUUCUCAUAAUAUGGGUAUAGUGUUUUGUGAGUCUGCUUGGAUACUAGUGUUUUUUUUUAACUUCUUGUUUUGAGUUGGUCCUGUAAAUGGCAUAUAGAAUUACACAGUGGGUUCUUUGAAGGUGGGCAGAGAUUUUGAUGAGUGUAUUGUAAAAUGAAAGGUUGGUAUGAUAAAGUACAUUGGCUGUAUUUCAGAUUAUUGAUGUAAAUGUCUUGUUCUUAUUUUUCUUCUA
Humulus lupulus (European hop) is the source of this 1565-nucleotide messenger RNA. RefSeq names its product probable E3 ubiquitin-protein ligase RHB1A. Lineage: Eukaryota; Viridiplantae; Streptophyta; Magnoliopsida; Rosales; Cannabaceae. The transcript is spliced from 6 exons. Gene Ontology annotation, molecular function: ubiquitin-protein transferase activity. The record is from RefSeq and is a predicted model, not a curated record. Bases 306 to 944 code for a protein of 212 amino acids.